This is a messenger RNA of Ustilaginoidea virens, 630 nucleotides long. RefSeq lists its product as uncharacterized. Gene Ontology annotation, cellular component: extrinsic component of endoplasmic reticulum membrane; UDP-N-acetylglucosamine transferase complex. Gene Ontology annotation, molecular function: hexosyltransferase activity. NCBI's taxonomy places the organism in Eukaryota, Fungi, Ascomycota, Sordariomycetes, Hypocreales, Clavicipitaceae. The transcript has 3 exons. The record is from RefSeq and is a predicted model, not a curated record. Gene Ontology annotation, biological process: dolichol-linked oligosaccharide biosynthetic process. Bases 1 to 630 code for a protein of 209 amino acids.
AUGGAGUCGGGAGGGAGCAAACUUGAUAAGCACUGUCUGGUGACUGUAGGCGCCACCGUUGGGUUCGAGCAAUUAACCAAGCAGGUCCUGCAGCCACCAUUCUGGGAGUUCCUCAAGUCGCAGCAGUUCACGGCUCUGCACGUACAAUGUGGCCCUGACAUCACCUGGGCCAGGGAACUAUACAGCAACCACAAAGGCCACCUACCCGGCGGGCUCGCCUUGGAAAUCUUCGACGUCACGAAUAACCUGAUGAGAGACGAGAUGACCCUCUGCCAGGCCCGCCCAGGGCGCCGCUUGCAAGGCGUAGUCAUUUCCCAUGCUGGCACCGGAACCAUCCUGGACGCCUGGAAGCUGGGGCUUGCUCUCGUGGUUGUCCCCAACACCACCCUGCUCAACGACCAUCAGACCGAAAUGGCGCAGUACCUGGCCAAACAGGGUUACGCGACCAUGAGCUCAGCCAGUCGACUUGACCUUCAAGAAGCGGUCCAUAAGGCUGCCCUUUUAUGGGAAGAGAACAAGACGACCCGUUGGCCGGCGCAUGAUCCGAAGCGGAAUGGAGGCGGGGCUCUUCGCCUCUGGGACAUCAAGCCAGUCGGACUCGAGGAGGUGUCACAAAUGUCUCAUGACUAG